Molecule: messenger RNA, 1312 nt
Organism: Owenia fusiformis
Lineage: Eukaryota; Metazoa; Annelida; Polychaeta; Sabellida; Oweniidae
Source: the annotation of a GenBank genome assembly
AUGGCGAAGAACUUCAAACUUGAUUCCUUUUGGAUGGCAAAAAUAAAGAAUCAAUUUUACAUGUUGUUUGAUAGGAAUCUAAAUGAAGUCGUUGGAAAAAAGGAUUUUGAUUUGGCUUUCCAGGACCUGGUACUAAGAAGAGACUGGAAAGAUGGCAGCCCAAUGUGGAAGAGAGCCAACGUCAUGAAAAGUAACUUAUGGGAAAAUCUAACGAGUGAUGCGGAUAAAAACAACCAGAUCAGCUUAGUUGAAUGGUGCAACUUCUGGGCGGACUUUGCUGCAAAUUACGAGAAGAAAAAUGACAUACCGUUGUGGUUCCGCGAGUAUAUUGACAUAACUUUUCACAUAAUUGACAAAAAUGGAGAUGGUUUGAUUGACGAAGUUGAAUUUGUUGGAUUUUACUACGAAUCAAGACACAUCUCCAACACUUUUCUAUGCUUCGUAGAGUCUGCAUAUAGGAAAAUCAUUAUGAAUGGACAGCGGGUUUUGGACAUAGCUCUUUUCAGGGAGAUGAUACUUGGAUUCACUGUAUCUAGGGAUAUGGAAACUAUUGGGAAUACUUUUGGAGAAAUGAUAGUCAAACAAUUAGUUUCCAGAGCCGAAUUUAAACGCACCGAUAUCUGGGAGAAGAAAAACAAGUAUCAGUUUUAUACCUGGUUUGAUCAAGACAAAAAUGGAGUGGUUAGUAAGAACGAUUUCGAAAUACAUGUGAAGAAUAUUCUCACCAUGACCAAGUGGACAGAGGGCAGUCCAAUGUGGGUGAGAUUAAAUGACGUUUUUAGCAACAUGUGGAAGGCAAUGAAAGAUAUUGCAGACACUAACCUGGACGACACGGUUACCAUCGACGAAUGGCUAAAUGCCUUAGAAAAAAUGUGCCGGCAGAUUCAAACUAAACCCCUUCAAAUCCCACGAUGGUACUUACGUUUAAUGGACGUUUACUUUGAUGUAUUUGAUAGACUUGGAAAUUCUGAUGGAUGGGUGGAGAAAGAGGAAUGGGUAACAUAUUUUGGAAAAUAUUUAGAAUUGCCACAAGAAAGAUCUGAGAAAUAUUUCAAGAAGAUGACAUACGAUGGACGGAUUACUGUUGAUCGGGAUUUUUGGUAUUUAUGGGUCAUACAGAUGAAUAUGUCUGAUGAUGUGAACUCCCCCGGAGAUAUCUUCAUACGAAUGUGUACUGAGAAGCAAAACUAAUAGACGAAUCGACAGCAGACACACAGGUGAUCCGCUCGAUUACGCUGACGGUUCGUUUUGGUAACAAAAUGUCGGAACGUCGAAGGUACGAUUUUUCUUUUUUCCUUAUUUCACGCGUUGU